Messenger RNA from Staurois parvus, 315 nucleotides. The record is from the annotation of a GenBank genome assembly. Lineage: Eukaryota; Metazoa; Chordata; Amphibia; Anura; Ranidae.
CGUGUACUGUGUCCGCAGUCUCUGGUCAUCCCCUGUACUGUGUCCGCAGUCUCUGGUCAUCUCCUGUACUGUGUCUGCAGUCUCUGGUCAUCUCCUGUACUGUGUCCGCAGUCUCUGGUCAUCUCCUGUACUGUGUCCGCAGUCUCUGGUCAUCUCCUGUACUGUGUCCGCAGUCUCUGGUCAUCUCCUGUACUGUGUCCGCAGUCUCUGGUCAUCUCCUGUACUGUGUCCGCAGUCUCUGGUCAUCUCCUGUACUGUGUCCGCAUCUCUGGUCAUCUCCCGUACUCUGUCCGCAGUCUCUGGUCAUCUCCCGUA